Amaranthus tricolor (Joseph's coat) is the source of this 852-nucleotide messenger RNA. Its product is annotated as pentatricopeptide repeat-containing protein At1g28690, mitochondrial-like. The record is from RefSeq and is a predicted model, not a curated record. Lineage: Eukaryota; Viridiplantae; Streptophyta; Magnoliopsida; Caryophyllales; Amaranthaceae. Bases 1 to 852 code for a protein of 283 amino acids. The transcript has 2 exons. Gene Ontology annotation, molecular function: protein binding; RNA binding. Gene Ontology annotation, biological process: RNA modification.
AUGCAAAUUCAUGCUAAGAUAGUUCAGUAUGGUCAUACAAAUAAUAUAAUAUUAAGAAGUCCACUUGUUGAUUUUUAUGCUAAAUGUUAUGCUAUUGAGGAUGCUAGGAGGAUAUUUGAUGUGCUGAAACAUCAUGAUGAAAUGUCGUGGAUGUCGAUUAUACACGGGUAUUCACAAUAUGGUUGUGGAGUUGAAGCGAAUAAGUUGUUCAAGAAGAUGUUAGAAAGUGAUAUAAAGCCUAAUUGCUUCACUUACCAAAAACCUGGGAUAAUGUUUGUCUACAACUCAAUGAUUGCUUGUUACUGUCAGAACUUCUAUGUUGAAAAUGCAAUAAGGUUAUAUUUACAAAUGAGAAAUUGGGUUAUAAAUGCUACUGAUACCACCAUGACCAGUAUUCUGCACGCGGCUAGAAUGGUAUCAAAUGUUCAAUUUGGUAGGCAGGUGCAUGGAUUGAUAAUAAAACUAGGUUUCUUGACUAAUUUGUUUGUUUUGAGCUCUCUGAUUGAGGUGUACUCCAAAAAUGGAUUCAUUAAUGAAGCUCGAUAUGUUUUUGACCAAACCAUUGAGCGGAACAAUGUUCUUUGGACAUCAAUGGUUUCAGGGUAUGCUCGGAAUGGGAAAGCAGUGGAGGCGCUUGAACUUUUUGAUCAAAUGAUGGCAGCUGGAUUUGUGCCUGAUCAUGUUUGUUUUACUGCAGUGCUUAGUGCUUGUAACCAUGCUAGUUUUCUCGAUAGAGGUGUAGAACACUUCAAUAAGAUGAUAAAGUAUUAUGAUCUGUCUCCUACAUUAGAUGAAUAUGCUUGUUUGAUUGAUUUGUAUGCAAGACAAGGAAAUCUAAGUAAGACAGUUUAA